Molecule: messenger RNA, 591 nt
Organism: Eucalyptus grandis
Lineage: Eukaryota; Viridiplantae; Streptophyta; Magnoliopsida; Myrtales; Myrtaceae
Exons: 6
Coding region: 1-591 (196 amino acids)
Molecular function (GO): protein binding
Source: RefSeq, a predicted model, not a curated record
AUGUCGAUUCCGGGCUGCAUUAGUUUGUUGAUACAAGACGCAGCUACAUUUCUCUUGGCUGUGAAAGGUUUUGAUGUGAUUGUCAUUGGAAUUCACAGGGCCGAGACCGUGAAGGAGUUGUAUGAAAAAAUUCUUGAGUCCAUUAACACGAAAAGAACAAUGGCUCCAAACGCAUGGACGUGGUCGAUGAUUGAAAAUUGCAAGAACAGAGAGGAUAUUAAGCUUCUCUUUGAUAUCUUGCAGAACCUAAGCAGAUUUAGAUUGUCAAAUCUUCGAAUUCAUGAGAAUUUUAACUGCAACCUUUGUCGGGAAGUCACAAAAGCAUGUGUGCGUGCAAGGGCUCUUGACUUUGGUAAGAAGGCCUUGUGGGAGCAUAAUGUCUAUGGAUUGACCCCUACAAUUGGCUCUGCAAACCAUCUAUUGCAAUACGCUAAAGAGCACAGAGAUGCUGCCCUCAUGCAGGAAGUUACGAAGCUUUUGAAGAAGAACAACUUUCCAUUGCAACCCAGCACGGCCGAUAUUGUCUUCAGCAUUUGUAACGAUACAGACAAUUGGAGGUUGCUCACAGAGUAUUCGAAGAGAUUUAUGUGA